Molecule: messenger RNA, 1988 nt
Organism: Ilyonectria robusta
Lineage: Eukaryota; Fungi; Ascomycota; Sordariomycetes; Hypocreales; Nectriaceae
Exons: 3
Coding region: 477-1874 (465 amino acids)
Source: RefSeq, a predicted model, not a curated record
CUUAAUUGUGAGAUAUGGAACUGCUUCUCAAGCUGGGCCUUGCGUACGGCAAUGGGCACACAUAUGCCUGGUUGGGUCUUCAGCUCCGUCCUCUCUCGGACAAACAAAAGCCACUCACUACCUUGGCGACAAGCCAUCCUCUCGCUUGCCUCAAGCCCAGAAUUCCAAACACGAGAUGGCUCGUGUAGCAACAUGACGUCACGACAUCGUCUGAAGCUCGAUCAUCGCAACCACAUUUAGCCAAGCCAUAACGAUGAUGUCGUCGUUACAGCCACAUGCGCGAAUGAAAUGACAGAAGUCAAUUGAACGGUCCGAAACCGGAUUUGCCCAUUGCCAUUGUUUUGUUACGAGUCCUUAAGCAUCCCAUUCGCAAAUGGGAUCUUCCCUCCUGCACUGUAGCAGAUCUUGACUCCUGUCUGAACCACCAGAACAAAAUAUCUAGCUGUCUUGAGACGACCCUCGUCACCAGAUUCGACAUGCUCAGUACCUCUCGAUCCCUGCUCAGACUCACCUCGCGAGCGUCCUCGACCGCUCCUGUGGGCCGCGUCUUCGUCCGACUCUCCCCCGCGAGCUUCCCUCAAACGUACCGUGCAUCAUUGUUUUCCAGUAAAUCGACCAACAAUCCCCCAAAUCAAUCCAUCGAUCGUGAACAUGAGAAAAAGGUCGCCCAGGAGACCCUCAAGUCCGACCCAAGUGCUGUCACCACAGAAAGCUCAGUCCGGCAUGUGAUAGAAGAGUCGCAGGCUCCUACAGACAACGACCAUGAUAUGGCUGCCGAGCUUAAGCAUGACAUUGACGCCGUCAAAGACACCUUCAGCUUUUCGAGCGUGCCUCGUGAAUCCCGCAUUCUUGGCCUCGCCGGGACACUACCCUACAUGGGCACGUCGCUCUCGACUCUCUUCUUGUCAUGGGAUCUAAACAAACAUUCGCCAACCGGUAAUUCCCUGUACGACGCCGUGUUCGUAGAUCACGAGACAGCGAAACACCUCUUGACCAUCAUCGAGCCAAUCCAACUGGGAUACGGAGCAGUCCUCAUUUCCUUCCUCGGCGCCAUUCACUGGGGCUUGGAAUAUGCUGAGAAGCAGCCCCUCCUCGAGCGCACUCGCUUUCGCUAUGGCGUCGGUCUGGCUGCCUCGAUUGUGGCCUGGCCAACACUCCUCAUGCCAGUCGAGUACGCCCUCACGGCCCAGUUCGCGACCUUUGUCGCCCUGUACUUUGUCGAUUCCCGUGCCACCACACGGGGCUGGGCUCCUCACUGGUACGGCACCUACCGCUUCCUCCUGACGGCCAUGGUCGGCCUCGCCAUCUUCAUCUCCCUAGUCGGCCGCACCAAGAUUAGCCAGGGUCAGACGUUGACCUCCCACGGUCUGGAGGAGCGCUUCGGCGCAUCGGGCAUUGCCGAUCACGACACCGACUGGGCCAAGCUGGAGAAGGAGGAAAUGGAACGAGUCAAGAAGGAGAAAGAAGAGGCCGAAAAGAAAGCGAAGAAGGAGGAACAGGAGAGAAAGCAAAAUGAGAUGAAGGCCGAGAAGGGUGCCAAGGGGCCCGAGCAAGAGAAGUCCGAAGACGUGGAAUCCAAGGACAAGAAAUCCGAAGAGAAGGAGUCCGAAAACGACGACGGGGUUGGAGCGGAUCAAGCCAAAAAUAGUCAAGACAAGAAAGACAAGGCCGAGACCAAAAAGGGGUCCAAAGACGACGAAGAGACGAAGGGUGAUGAUGGUGAUGAUCAGGAAGACGCAUCUUCAAAGAAAAACAAAUCUGCCAAGGGGUCUCAGUACGAAGAAAAGACGAAGGGUGAAGAUGAGUCUUCAAAGAAAGACAAAUCCACAAAGAAGAAGAAGAGCAAGGCCACGGAACAGGAAGAUGAGAGCUAGGUUGCAGGCACUCGGCGCAUUUGAAUUAUUUCCUUAGCAAGCCCACAACUGGAAUGUCAUUUAUCCGCGAUGAAGUUCAUAGCCGAAACCACGCUGCAAGACGGAAUUCCCUGA